GUUCCUGCGGGGCGAGUACACGGUGGAGGUGUCCAUCAACGACUACCUGGACAUCUACUGCCCGCACUACGAGGGGGUGGAGUCUGAGCCCAUGGAGCGCUAUGUCCUGUUCAUGGUCAACUACGACGGCUACACCACCUGCGACCACCGGCGCCGCGGCUUCAAACGCUGGGAGUGUAACCGCCCACAGAGCCCCAACGGACCAAUCAAGUUCUCUGAGAAGUUCCAGCUGUUCACGCCCUUCAGCCUGGGCUUCGAGUUCCGGCCCGGACACGAGUACUAUUACAUCUCGUCUCCUCAUCUGAACCAGGUUGGAAAACCCUGUCUGAAGCUGAAAGUCUACGUCAAACCAACCAACGACUCCGUCUACGAGUCUCCGGAGCCCUUCCUGACGGAUGACACCACCGGCGGCGGCAGCGUGGCUUUGCCCCGCCUCUUCUUGCUGUCCGUCAUGUUGCUGGUCCUCCUGCUUCUCCUCACCUCCUUGUAGCACCUCCUCCUCCUCACCGCGCCCCAAGGAUAAAACCACGCCCACCCGGGUCUGGGUCCCUACCCCCAACCUCUGGACUCCGCCCAGAUGCCGCUCAGCCAAUCAGAGGAGGUGGAGGUCGUGGGCGGAGCCUGGAGACGGCGCCCACUGAGCUGAGAUCAAAGCCGUUGCUAUGACGAUGUUUCGGACAGAAGAGCGUCUGACGGAACUGAGCGUCCAUAUUUGAGCAAAAAGAUCCAGGAAGGUUUUCCUCCUGGAUGUCCAAGGGUUCUGCUUCCAUGUUUUCCAGUCACAGAAAAGCCUUUAACCAGGUGAAUUCAAAAGACGUUUCAGUUUAUCGUAGAAAUGGGAAAUAAAAAGGCAUCAAAACCACUGAAAAAUCAGGGAAGAAUGUGGACUCAGUCUACGGAAAGGAUCCAAACAUACAGGUCUACUGCAGACUUUAGUCCGCUCCACUCCAGGCUUUAGUCGGGUCUGCUCCAGGCUUUAGUCUGAUCUAUUCCAGGCUUUAGAGUGGUCCUCUCCAAGCUUUAG
Sphaeramia orbicularis (orbiculate cardinalfish) is the source of this 1024-nucleotide messenger RNA. Its product is annotated as ephrin-A2-like. The record is from RefSeq and is a predicted model, not a curated record. Gene Ontology annotation, biological process: ephrin receptor signaling pathway; osteoclast differentiation; axon guidance. Gene Ontology annotation, cellular component: plasma membrane. The annotation marks the transcript as partial. Gene Ontology annotation, molecular function: ephrin receptor binding. The transcript has 3 exons. NCBI's taxonomy places the organism in Eukaryota, Metazoa, Chordata, Actinopteri, Kurtiformes, Apogonidae.